Carassius carassius (crucian carp) is the source of this 1725-nucleotide messenger RNA. RefSeq lists its product as uncharacterized. The coding region runs from base 782 to 1591 and encodes 269 amino acids. The record is from RefSeq and is a predicted model, not a curated record. Lineage: Eukaryota; Metazoa; Chordata; Actinopteri; Cypriniformes; Cyprinidae. The transcript has 12 exons.
UGUCUAAUGUUACUAAAUCAAAAAGACCUCGUUGUAAUUCCGAAAUUCGUCGUGACAAAGUCCGAAAUAGAAUUUGUAUUGGAGAUGCUUUUGAACGAUGGAGACGGCUGAAAACGGAGAAGAAUUUGAACACAGACACCAACGUUGCUAAUUUUCUCCUGGACAGCUAUUAUGGCCCCAGCACCUAAACACCCAGUAAGAGAAACUUGAAGAAGCACCACCUGACUGCACCAUCACUUUCCAGUAUUGUAUGUGCAUCAUCUGAAACACUUUCAAAUCGAGAGGACCUGUCGCCUAUUGAGGAAAGACUGGAGGAUGAUGAGCACACCAUGGAUGCCUCUGAGGUUCUGGAGGAAAGUCUACAGAACAUGAGCAUCCAGGAUGCUGAAACCCAGGUCAUGAAUGAGCAGGAGAUAAAUGAUCUAAUGAACAGUGUAAUUGAUUGGGGGGACAGUGAAGGUGUUAGUAAUGAGGAGAUUGAAGCAGAUGACAGUGAAGAUGAGGACUAUGUCACUCGUAUUUGUAUUCGGUUGGGUGGAGCAUUGCAGGCACCACCAUGCAUUGACAAUCUGCCUGUGAUAGAUGCCACUGAGACAGUACAUGACAUCCCGGAUGUAGAGCCUCCAUCAGUCACCUUACCUACACUUCAACAACCUGGCUUUCCUGAUACACUGGAGGUCAUGACUGAAGAUGACCUAAUCGGGAAACGGGCCUCCAUCACUUAUGAGGACUGUUUGAGGCAGCUUGCAACAUUACUUGUGCUUCCGGUCCAAAAGUGCACAUGUCAUACACAUGUGACGUCAGCAAAGUGGAGUGUCAGUGUCGCCCUCCAUUUGAAGUUUCCAUUACGCGCAGGGGUACUGCAAGCAUCAUGGAAUGGACCUGCCUUGUUGGCCACACUGUAUGGAGAUGGAGCUCACAGCCCACUUUGAGGUACGGAAUGCUAGCAGGGGACUUCAUGUUGGCAAGAAACAUACCAAUCUCCGGAAGCAACUACGCCAAAGUCUCGCUUCUGUUCCAGUUUAUGAACAUGGGGAUGGUGGACCGUAGUAAAUUUUUCACAAUUCAGGACACAUACGGUGUAGACACUGUGAAGGAGUUUUGGGAGGAGAGGAGGGCUGAGGCAAUAAAUCGCCUAAAAGACAGAGAUGUGGUAAUAGUAGCGGAGGGAAGAAUGGACAGUCCUGGACAUUGCGCCCAGUACUGUACAUACACUUCCAUGGAGAAAGAAUCCAGGGAAAUCAUCUCUGUCAUCACUGUGGACAAAAGGGAGACUGGGCGAAAUUCUGUGAUCAUGGAGAGAGAGGCAUUUGUGCGGACAGUCGACACUCUUUUGAAUGAAGUGAAACUAGUAGAGGUCUGCACUGAUGCUCAUGUCCAGAUCUCCGCACUAAUGAACAAAGGAAAGUACAAAGACCUUGGGCUGCAGCACAGCUUGGAUAUGUGGCAUGGGGCCAAGAAUCUGGCAAAAAGGAUCCAUGCUGCUUCACAGGUCAAGGGUCAGUCCAGUUUGAGCAGUUGGCUAAAAGACAUUGUCAACCACUUUUGGUGGUGCUGCAAAACAGCAGAUUCUUACCAAGAGUUCCUUUAGCUAACCAGACAUAUGCUAUACACUCAGAAGACAUCCAAUACGUAUGGCUACAUCCCAGAACUCCAAGCUAUGAUCCUUCAAAAGAGAUUAGCUGGUAAGGGGAUGCCUAGACGGAGGACACUACGACCUGAUGA